Messenger RNA from Lymnaea stagnalis (great pond snail), 8361 nucleotides. Lineage: Eukaryota; Metazoa; Mollusca; Gastropoda; Lymnaeidae. The record is from the annotation of a GenBank genome assembly.
GUAGAGCCAGGCAAGGCCCCGUCUACGCUGUUGUUGUCAUCAACAGAACAAAAUAUACGCUGUUAGGACAUCAUCAUGAUGACAGUCAUUGCACUUUGUCUAGUCAUUGGCUACCUAAAACAUACGGAUAUAUAUGCUGCAGGUGAAUAUUUAAACUUUAAAAAAAAAAAAAAAAAAAAAAUUUUUAAAAAAAAAAUAAAAAAAAAAAAAUAAAAAAAUAAAAAAAGAGAGAGGAAAAAAUUUAUUAAAAAAAAAAAACUUUGUCUAGUAAUUGGCUACCAAAAACAUACGGAAAUAUAUGCUGCAGGUGAAUAAUUAAACUUUAAAAAAAAAAAAAAAAAAAAUAAUUUUUAAAAAAGCAAUUAAGAUGAAACAUUUAUAGAUUGAAAAGUGGAGAUGCAACAAUUUCAUUAAAAAAAAAUAAUACAAAUUUAAUUUUUAAAAAAGCAAUUAAGAUGAAACAUUUAUAGAUUGAAAAGUGGAGAUGCAACAAUUUCAUUAAAAAAAAAUAAAUUAUGAACUUGUUUCGGAUUUUGCUCAUAACUUUUCAUAAACACUCUGGAGAAAAGGCAAAUAAAAGAUGAAGUAGGCCUAUUAUAUAAACUUCAGCAUCAGACAGAGUAGCUAUUUCACGUGUUGAUGAUUCAAACGUAAAAUCUCUCGGAUUUACUCAUGAACAUAAUGAAGACAAACAAUUGCUCUUUUAGAUCUAAAAGUGAAGUAAACAACGCUUUAAACACUGACACACGAAUGGUUUUCUUGCGUUUUCAAUAAUGUUUUACAAUGUGUGGUCAAUCUGCGGACAGAUUAUGAAAAGACUUAGCGGGAUUGUGGUCAAUCUGCGGACAGAUUAUGAAAAGACUUAGCGGGAUUGUGGUCAAUCUGCGGACAGAUUAUGAAAAGACUUAGCGGGGUUAAACCGUUUUUUUUCUUAAACGAGCACCGGCUUCCUCUUGUGCUGUGGUAAAUUAUCCAGUAAACUAAUCCAAGGAUAAGUAGCCACGUCAGAACUAAAGCAGGGACGUUCGGUUGCUAGUAUCUCAAUUUAAGUAAAUGAUAAUUUAAGGUUUUAUAUUUUUUCCCAAUUUUGAAAAUGGGGGGGGGGGGGGGGAGGUGGGGGGUAGGCUUUGAGUUUAGGGAUCAUGGUAAGAUAAGACAUUAGUAAAUUGUAGAAGUUUUUAUUUCCUGAGGAUUUCUUCCAGGAUGUGUAACUUAGUUUAUAAGACACAGACUUAACCAAGGUCGGCCAACAAAUUAGUUAAUAAGACACAGACUAAACCGAGGUCGGCCAACAAAUUAGUUUAUAAGACACAGACUUAACCAAGGUCGGCCAACAAAUUAGUUUGUAAGACACAGACUUAACCAAGGUCGGCCAACAAAUUAGUUUGUAAGACACAGACUUAACCAAGGUCGGCCAACAAAUUAGUUUAUAAGACACAGACUAAAUCGAGUCAGCCAACAAUUUAGUUUAUAAGACACAGACUAAAUCGAGUCAGCCAACAAUUUAGUUUAUAAGACACAGACUAAACCGAGGUCAGCCAACAAAUUAGUUUAUAAGACACAGACUAAACCGAGGUCAGCCAACAAAUUAGUUUAUAAGACACAGACUAAGCCGAGGUCAGCCAACAAAUUAGUUUAUAAGACACAGACUAAGCCAAGUUCGGUCAGCAAAUUAGUUUAUAAGACACAGACUAAGCCAAGUUCGGCCACUCUAAGCCAGUGGUUCUCAACCCUCCGGAUGCCGCGACCCUUUAAUAUAGUUCCCCAUGUUUUGGUGACCCUCCAACCCUAAAAAUAUUUUCGUUGCUACUCCAUAAUUGUACAGUAUAUGUUUAUUUUUCUGAUGGUCUUAGGUGACCCCUGUGCAAGGGUCGUUCAACACACCCCCCCCCCCCAGCCCUCAAGGGGUCGCGACCCACAGGUUGAGAACUGCUGCUCUAAGCGGACGCAGAACAUUUUUUCUUUGUUUUCCGCAAGAUUUGUUUAUGGUUAAGUAACUACCGUACCAAUAAACAUGACAAUGACCUUUGAAAAUGUCUCUCUAUUAAUUAUAUUUUCAUGUGACAUGAACCCUUCUGGGCUCUCGGUUGGGAACUUCUGACAUCUCACGGUUUGUUUUUUUUUUCGCCAUAAAGUUUAUCGAAUAAGUUUUCGUUUAAAAAAAAACAACCAAAAAAAUAACAUAAAUAACACACAAAUAACGUGAAGCCUUUCCUUACCCCCAAACCCGAAAGAGCUCUUUAGCGGCAGCGAUAAAAACCCAAGGUUUGGAAACACUAACUUCCCAUUACCCAUACUUAAAAAUCUUUCUGACAGUUCAAUUUGAUUUCAUCAAAACGCAGAGCGAAGUAAAGCUAAGUUAAGCAUUAGCAGAAAUACAUCACUGCAAUUUAAAUUUAUUAAGAAGGGUUCUGUUGAGGGGCACACUGAGCGCCCCCCCCCCACCAACUUCAUCCCACUUCUACUUGGGAGUCUUCAGCGCUCUCGAUAUCGGCAAGUAUUUAUCUAUUAACCUAAAUAUUUAAAUAAGUAGGUUUAUAGUGUUAUUGGUCAUCUAAACCAGUGGUUCCCAAACGUUUAAGUUUGGCGGACCGGUGAGCAAGUUUCGAAAUUUUAACCAGGGACCGGUGCAUGAUUUAUUUUUAUACUUUUAUUUCUAUUUGACAAUAAAUAUUUAUGUUAUGGGGACCGGCAGCGUUAUGCAUGUGGACCGGUGAAGGUCCACGGACUGCCAUUUGAGGACCACUGAUCUAAAUCCUCGAGAGGUGCACUCGACCCCCCCCCCCCCCCAUCUCUCGUGGCCAAAGUUGAUUUUAUGCGAACUGCUGUUUAGCGUUUAUUUUGGAGGGUGGGGGAGGGGGCAGCAAAUUCAAGAGCCGCCAUGGGCUGCACAAUAUAGCUACUUCACUGUGUGUAUAGUUUUUCCAUAACAUUACUUGAAUAUUUCAGAGAGACAUACGGUAGGGGCCCGAGGCCAUUAUUUUGCCCAGGGGCCCCCGUUGCUGUUAAGACCGCCCUGAGCCACUAAGGUCUGAUUGUAGCUAUCAAUUCUCAAAUGUCUCCUUUCAAUUAUGUUACACCAGCUCAAGAAUUCGACGGUGGCAAUGUUACAGAGGCCAACUACUACGCUAUGGUAGCUUCAUGUGAGUAAGUACAUGUUUUAAGUAGAAUAUAGCUAUCUAAUCAAAGUGGUUUAAGUACAUAGUCACGAGGCACAGUCGAUUACAAUUACAUGAUUUAUUUAAAUUACUAAUUAUUCGUAGCCGAUACCAUUUUACGAUGCAUAAUUAAUGCGUAAGCGGAAAAAUACUUUGUAAAGUAAAUAACUUUAUUUAUUUAUCGACAACUGUUAAAGAUAAUUAAUUACACUAUAGGGUCUACUCUUUUUCGAAUAUUUUAAAUUGCUUUCAGCUGAAUACAGCGCCGAUGGGGUAGUACCAGUGGCACCCUUCGGGUACAGACCAGGGGUGGCGACCAGCACCAACAGCUGCCAGUUUGUAAGGGGGGUACCCAACAAUUUACGGAGCCACAGUGAAAUGAAGCCGGCUGGCCUGAGCAUGUUCUACCAGAAGUACACGGAGGCCUAUGGAAUACCUGUAGUCUGUAUGUAGUAUAUAAGAACAUAAGGAUAUGCUUACCUGUAGUCUGUAUGCAAUAUACAAUAUACACGAACAUAAGGAUAUGGUUACCUGUAGUAUGUAUGUAGUAAACAAGAGCAUAAGGAUAUGCUUAUACCUGUAGUAUAUAUGUAGUACGCAAGAACAUAAGGAUAUGCUUACCUGUAGUCUGUAUGUAGUAAACAAGACCAUAAGGAUAUGCUUACCUGAAGUCUGUAUGUAGCAUUCAAGAACAUAAGGCUAUACUUAACUGUAGUCUGUAUGUAGCAUGCAAGAACAUAAGGAUAUGCCUACCUGUAGUCUGUAUGUAAUGGUUACCGGAAAUUUGAUCGAAAGAAAUUUCGUCGACGGUAAAUUGAUCGACGGAAAUUUAAUCGAAUAAAAAUUUGGUCGAAUCUUUUUUUUUCAGUUCACACGUUCAUAUUUUCGUUAAAUUUCUUUUUGAUCGAACUAUACUAUAAAGUAAAACAAAAUAAUGAUUUCAAAAAGAUAUUUGAAGCAACAUUUUAACGUAAAAACUGAAAAAAGUUUCGACCGAAUUUCCGUUCGAUCAAUUUACCGUCGACGAAAUUUCUUUCGAUCAAAUUUCCGGACACGGUAUGUCAUACAUCAAACUUAGUGAUACCUGUUGUCUGUAUGUCAUAUAAAGCAGAUGGGUACACAAAAAGUGUAGCGUACAACGCACAGGAAUACCUGUAGUAUGUGUCACCAUAUGUGGCAUCCUUCCGUCUUCGUGAGACGAUGGAGUAGCUAAUGUAGUAUGUAGUCCUACACUUGGACAGCUGCCAGUUUGUAAGGGGGGUACCCACGAAUUUACGGAGCCACAGCCACAGUGAAAUGAAGCCGGCUGACCUGAGCAUGUUCUACCAGAAGUACACGGAGGGCUAUGGAAUGUAUGUGUCAUUAUAUAUAAAUAUUAUGAAUACAUGUAGUCCUGUAAUGUAAUAUACAGCACACAGUGACAGCUGUAGGAUGCACCUGCAUGACGGUGUGCAAUUCUGACGCAUGAAUUCUGUUUAUUAAAUUUAAUUCUUUGUUCCGUCUCACCAGCCAGCAUGUACGUACCAGAUGACGCGUUACGACGCGCGUGUUACACCCUGCGCUUCCUGCUGGCCGGUCACGCGGUGGUCAGGCAAUCGUUCUACAUUUUGUCCGGACGAGUUGCCGUGCUCAGCAGGUAUGAGGGGACGACGUCCAUUCCAGAACACAGCAAUCUCCCCGCCUGGUGGAACAUCCGGGCACGCGGGCUGGGGGCAACGACUCACGCCCCCGUGUCUUCAAGUGGGGAGGAGAAUAUUCUGUGCAGCGAGUGAGGCUUUCUUAUAAAUAUUUAUAUCCUAAUACCUGCCAAUCAAGACUCUCGUAUAUCCUAAUACCUGUCAAUCAAGACUCUCGUAUAUCCUAAUACCUGCCAAUCAAGACUCUCGUAUAUCCUAAUACCUGCCAAUCAAGACUCUCGUAUAUCCUAAUACCUGUCAAUCAAGACUCUCGUAUAUCCUAAUACCUGUCAAUCAAGACUCUCGUAUAUCCUAAUACCUGUCAAUCAAGACUCUCGUAUAUCCUAAUACCUGUCAAUCAAGACUCUCGUAUAUCCUAAUACCUGUCAAUCAAGACUCUCGUAUAUCCUAAUACCUGUCAAUCAAGACUCUCGUAUAUCCUAAUACCUGUCAAUCAAGACUCUCGUAUAUCCUAAUACCUGCCAAUCAAGACUCUCGUAUAUCCUAAUACCUGCCAAUCAAGACUCUCGUAUAUCCUAAUACCUGUCAAUCAAGACUCUCGUAUAUCCUAAUACCUGUCAAUCAAGACUCUCGUAUAUCCUAAUACCUGUCAAUCAAGACUUUCUUAUAUCCUAAUAUCAAGACUUCCUAAUAUCUGUCAAUCAAGACGGUCUUAUCUCCUGUCUAUCAAGACGUUCUAUCUCCAUGUAUCUGUCAAUCAAGACUUUCUUAUAUCCUAAUAUCUGUCAUUUAAGGCUUUUAUUCUCUCCUUGAAGCUGUCCAUCAAUCAUUUUCUUAUCUACUUUUAUCUGCCAAUCAAGACUCUCUAUAGACUGGUUUUGUGUACAAACUAUUUUUAGGACUUGGCGUAAAAGUCAUUUCAUAUCAACGGUUCAACAAUUUAGUUUCCUCCUCAAUGCAUGUCCUCUAGUCCUCAAUGCAUGUCCUCUAGCCCUCAAUGCAUGUCCUCUAGCCCUCAAUGCAUGUCCUCUAGUCCUCAAUGCAUGUCCUCCAGUCCUCAAUGCAUGUCCUCUAGCCCUCAAUGCAUGUCCUCUAGUCCUCAAUGCAUGUCCUCUAGCCCUCAAUGCAUGUCCUCUAGUCCUCAAUGCAUGUCCUCUAGCCCUCAAUGCAUGUCCUCUAGUCCUCAAUGCAUGUCCUCAAAGCCUCACAACAUGGUAGGGUCAAGUGUCUUCUUAAAUUUUCACAGAUAACUUAACAUCAUGAACUCGAAUAAUUUAGGUAGUCAGUAGGAAAUAGGAACUCAAGGCGGAUCUUUGAGGGGUUGUUGUUUUUUUUGAGUGCCUCAAAUGCAACCCAAAAGCUUUUUGAGUGACAACCCAAAUAGUAGAUUUAGAAGGCCGCCUGUUGCCCAUUUGAAAUCUCCCAAGACUUAUUAAUAAUGCUAUUCAUUAGGCCGAGUCCCUUUAUUAGCUCCUUCUGCUUCCAUGGGCCCACGUUCUGGAACCAGCUCCCCUUCCAUAUACGUCAUAGUGAAACCUCGUCCAUUUUCAAAAAGUCCCUUAAAACUCAUCUGUUUAGGUCCGCCUAUGACCUGUGAUGCACCCUCCUUGCCCUGCCUCAUUUUCUGUUUAGGGUUGAUCCUGAAGUGUCAAAGUGUCCUCGUUUUAUAGCCAUUUUCAUUGUUUCUAUAGUAUAGUAGUUACUAUCCUAGUGUCUCAUUUUUAUUUACUUAGUUUACAUGUUUUAAUAAUUGUAAAGCGCUUAGAGCUUUAUGAUAAGCGCUAUAUAAAAAUGCCUAAAUAAAUAAAUAAAUAAAUAAAUACAGUGAAGCCCUCACACUAAAGUUACACCUUAACUCCCCCUAUCUGCCAUCCAUCUCCUCCCCAGCAACGACUGGUACAGGGAGCAAGACAUUUUUCUGCACGAGGCGUCACACGGAGUUCACCUAUUGGGUAAACAAGUCAAUGAUUGCAUAGGAAUAGCAUUACAUUAUCUUUAAAUUUGGCCUAGAAUUUCCGCGCAGCAUACCGCCAAGAUUAACACGUACACCGCUCUCAUGUCAAUUGUCUAUACAGGCGCCGUGUUUGCCAUCCCUGGUUGGGACCAGAGACUUAGAAGGCUGUUCAACGAAUCCAAGUCUCGUGGCCUGUGGGCAAACACGUACAGCAUGGCGUCACCUGAGGAAUAUUUUGUAAGUAAUGCUAAAUAAAAAAAAGAAAAAGAAGACCAAAAACAAUAACUAAUUUAUCAAAUCUUUAAAUAUUAAUCACACAAUUUUUGCCAAAUCACUUCUAUUAUAAGUCUGUAACACCCCUCUCCCCCCCCCCCCCCCCCCCCCCCCCCCUCCCCCGCAACCGUUUAGGCGGAAGGUACGCAGAGCUACUUUAACGUGAAUUCCUACGUGCCUGUCCCGGACGGCGUGCGUGGCCCAAUCAACGACCGGAACAAGCUGAUGACCUACGACCCCCAGCUGUACAGCAUGAUCAGAGAGAUCUUCCCUUGUGAUAAUGUCUAUCUCAAACGGUGCUUUACAAGCAGAGGUGAUUAUCGGAGUCAUUUCGUUAUUCUUUACGUUUUCUUCAUUUGUUUCCCAUAAAAUAGGCCAUUAUUAAGUACUGAUCUCUACACUAUUUAAAAAAAAAAAAAAGAUUUUUUUUUUUUUAAAUACUAAGUUUUUUGGAAAAAAUGCUAGUCUACUUUUAUAUUCAAAUUUAGAAGAAAAAAAAAUUCCCCUUCCAUUUAAUUUAAAUUGAUUUAUCAUUUUUGGGAAAAAAAUUUUUUUUUUUUUUUUUUAAAUUUUGCCUUCACAAUACAUUUUUUUUUUUUUUACUGCUAUGGCUUUGUUGAGAAAGUAAAGCCGUAAAACAAAACACAACUUUUAUAACGGUGGUUAAACCGUAUUAUCUAUCGUGAAUCUUUGAUCACCAACAAGUAUUUAUAGAACAAGGGUUGUUGGGGUAAGGUAGUAUACCCGAAAAUUCAACACAACAUGUUGGCAACGGGAACGCGUCUAAGCGCCAAGUUUCAGCUCAAUGGGAUGACGGGAAAAGGGUCAGUUAGCUUUCUGAAAAUAUUUUGCUCAAAGAAACACAUAACCAAUCGAACGAAGGAUUUAAAAUGCUUAAAUAUGUUUUUUUUUAAAUAAAAAAAAAACUUUCUAUCAAAGACAAGUUAUGAACGCACCUAAAAGUGAAUUGAUUUACAUUUCUCAAUAAAUGCCUUACACAGUAAGACUGUCCAGAAGUGUAGAUGAGCGCUCUAUGUAGGCAAAGGAUUUGAACUGAAUACAGACAAAAGCUAAAUGUUUUAUUGUUAUUUAUUUUUUAAAAAUAAUUCUGCACAGACUUUCUUCUUUUGUUUCGUUUACACAGUGCUAUUAAAUUAUCACCCAUGAUAUCUAUACAGUGCUAUUAAAUUAUCAUCUAUGAUAUCUACACAGUGCUAGAAGAAAAACAUAAAUAAAUCAAUAUGUGUUUUACUUAUAUCACCACUUGACAGUACAGGAAGACAGACAAGUUCUUCAAAUGGACUGUGACCAGACAGCACCCGUGGGCCCUGGUAAGUGA